This is a messenger RNA of Manis javanica (Malayan pangolin), 4194 nucleotides long. RefSeq names its product neuronal PAS domain protein 2 (gene NPAS2). Gene Ontology annotation, molecular function: RNA polymerase II cis-regulatory region sequence-specific DNA binding; DNA-binding transcription factor activity, RNA polymerase II-specific; protein dimerization activity. Gene Ontology annotation, biological process: circadian regulation of gene expression; regulation of transcription by RNA polymerase II. The record is from RefSeq and is a predicted model, not a curated record. Gene Ontology annotation, cellular component: nucleus; CLOCK-BMAL transcription complex; cytoplasm. NCBI's taxonomy places the organism in Eukaryota, Metazoa, Chordata, Mammalia, Pholidota, Manidae.
GAGGAGGAAGAGGCGCGGCGGCGCUGCCCGCCGGCUCUGCGUGCGGAAGAGUUUGCCGCGCGAGCAGCCAGCCUCCCGCAGGAGCCCAAGAACCCGCGCGGCUGCAGCCCGGGAGCAGCGGCCGCGUAGCUCGCAGACCCGCAGCCGCGGCGGCGGCGGCGGCGGCGGCGGCGGCAGCAGCAGCGAGUGCAGCGCCUCCCGCCGCCGCCCGGGAGGACCUCGCCGCGCCCGCUCGCCGCCUCUACUCCCAGCGGCGGCGGGAGGCGCGUCUCCCCGGCCCAGUCCGCGCCCGGCCCGGCGGGGCCGCCCCGGCCCGCUCCGAGGAAGCUCCCCGUCGGAUGCCAGCGUGUUCUUUUGCUGGGAGGUGUGCCCCCUCCUCUAACCGAGGAGGGAGGAGCGCCUUUACCUGUCAGUAGAGACGCGCAGGUUCGGAAUCCGGGAGCGGGGGAGCCCCGAUGGGUACCAAAGGACUAAAUUGAAAACCAGCCUUGCUCAUCUGCCUGCACCUCCUUAACUGCUCGAGGAAAAGCUGCCUAGAGAAUCUCAUGGAUGAAGAUGAGAAAGACAGGGCAAAGAGAGCUUCUCGCAACAAGUCUGAGAAGAAACGUCGGGACCAGUUCAAUGUUCUCAUUAAAGAGCUCAGCUCCAUGCUCCCUGGCAACACUCGGAAAAUGGACAAAACCACCGUGCUGGAAAAGGUCAUCGGUUUUCUGCAGAAACACAAUGAAGUCUCAGCACAAACGGAAAUCUGUGAUAUUCAGCAGGACUGGAAGCCUUCAUUCCUCAGUAAUGAAGAAUUCACCCAGCUGAUGUUAGAGGCAUUAGAUGGCUUCAUCAUUGCAGUGACAACGGAUGGCAGCAUUCUCUAUGUUUCCGACAGUAUCACGCCUCUCCUUGGGCAUUUACCGUCGGAUGUCAUGGAUCAAAAUUUAUUGAAUUUCCUUCCUGAACAAGAACAUUCAGAAGUUUAUAAAAUGCUUUCUUCCCAUAUGCUUGUGACAGACUCCCCCUCCCCAGAAUACUUAAAAUCUGACAGCGAUUUAGAGUUUUAUUGCCAUCUCCUCAGAGGCAGCUUGAACCCAAAGGAAUUUCCAACUUACGAAUACAUAAAAUUUGUAGGAAAUUUUCGCCCUUACAACAAUGUGCCUAGCCCCUCUUGUAAUGGCUUCGACAGCGCCCUCUCAAGACCUCACCGGGUGCCACUAGGAAAGGAGGUCUGCUUCAUUGCUACCGUUCGUCUGGCAACGCCACAAUUCCUAAAGGAAAUGUGCAUAGUUGAUGAACCUUUAGAGGAAUUCACUUCAAGGCAUAGCUUGGAAUGGAAAUUUUUAUUUCUGGAUCACAGAGCGCCUCCAAUCAUAGGAUACCUGCCUUUUGAGGUGCUGGGGACCUCGGGUUAUGACUACUACCACAUUGACGACCUGGAGCUCCUGGCCAGGUGCCACCAGCACUUGAUGCAGUUUGGCAAAGGGAAGUCAUGUCGCUACCGGUUUCUGACCAAAGGCCAGCAGUGGAUUUGGCUGCAGACCCACUACUACAUCACCUACCACCAGUGGAACUCCAAGCCCGAGUUCGUCGUGUGCACACACUCGGUCGUCAGUUAUGCAGAUGUCCGAGUGGAAAGGAGGCAGGAGCUGGCUUUGGAAGACCCACCAGCAGAGGCUGUCCACCCGUCAGCACUAAAGGACAAGGACCCAAGCCUGCAAGCUCAGCAGCACUUCAGGGCCCUGGGCGUGGGCACCUCAGGCCCCAACACCAGUCACUCGCCAUCGGCAUCCUCAAGAAGCUCCCUCAAGUCCUCGCACACAGCCAUGUCCGACCCCACCUCCACUCCCAGCAAGCUGAUGGCAGAGGCCAGCACCACGACUUUGCCAAGAUCAGCUCCCCUGCCCCAAGAGCUCCCCAUUGCAGGGCUCAGCCAGGCAGCCACGAUGCCGGCCCCCUUGCCCGCCUCAACGUCCUGUGACCUUGCCCAGCAGCUGCUGCCUCAGACCAUCUUGCAGAGCCCACCUGCCCCCAUGACACAGUUUUCAGCACAGUUCAGCAUGUUCCAGACUAUCAAAGACCAGCUGGAGCAGAGGACGCGGAUGCUGCAAGCCAACAUCCGGUGGCAGCAGGAAGAACUGCACAAGAUCCAGGAGCAGCUCUGCCUGGUUCAGGACUCCAACAUCCAGAUGUUCUUGCAGCCACCAGCUGCAUGCCUGAGCUUCCGCAGCACUCCGCGGCCCGAGGCUCAGCAGCAGCUCCCACAGAGGCCGGCGCCCAGCUCCCAGCCCCAGCUAAGGGCCAGCCCUCAACUGCAAAGGCAGAUAGCCUCUGCCCCAGUGGCUAACCAGCAUCUGCUCAGAGACUCAAGUGUGAUAUCCUCCCAGGGCCCAAAGCCGAUGAGAAACGUGCAGAUGAUGCCAGGAAGUGGUCCCUUGACUAGCAGCCUGGCACCCCAGUUCAGCGCUGCCACCGCGCUCCCGCCAGCCCUCAGCCUGGCCACGCUUGCAUCUGCCAACCCGGACACCAGCCCGUGCCAGCCCAGCCCGGAUUUCAGCCACGAUCGGCAGCUCAGGCUCCUGCUGAGCCAGCCCAUCCAGCCAAUGAUGCCUGGGUCCUGUGAUGCGAGGCAGCCCUCCGAGGCCGGCAGGACCGGACGGCAAAUCAAGUACCCACAGAGCCCGGCCAUGUUUCAAAAUGCAGAUGUGCACACGACGAGCAGCAGCGCCUCGCCUCCCAUCCUGCUUAUGGGGCGGGCAGUGCUUCACCCCAGCUUCCCCACCACCCAGCAGCCACCCCUGCAGCCCGCGCAGGCCCAGCACCAGCCACACUUCUUGCAGGUGCAGACGCCAACCUCUUUGCACAGUGAGCAACAGGACUCACUACUUCUCUCCACCUACCCGCAACAGCCCGGGACCCUGGCCUACCCCCCGCAGCCCACACCCCCACGCCCCCCUCGCAGGCUUAGCAGUCUGUCUGAGUCCUCAGGCCUCCAGCAGCCACCCCGGUAGUGCCAGCACCCCAGCUGGGUCACACUCAGCUUUAGCCAAUGGAUGGAUGACCCAGGGUGGCCACGGGGGCUUGGGAGGGGGUUUUGACCCUUGGCUUCCCUGCACACUGCAUACAUUUCAGAACUCCUGAUGGUACCCAUGUCUGGGGCACAGCAGCUGGCAUGUGGAAAAGGAUCAGGAACAGGAAUGCUGACCGGGUUUCCCUUGCCUCUGAGCUUCUAGGGUACAGUCUACAGCCAUGCUGGGCGGAACCCAGUGCCCCACAGAAGUGUUGUCACUCAGUUCACUUUAGCUGAGGUGCAUCUCACCACAUCCUCCCGAGAGCAUGCUGUUCACUAGCCAGCCGUGGCCUGUCCACAUGUGCUAGCCGGACUGCGCUCUCUGGAUCGCCUUUCCUUUGCAUUGGAGAAGCACUGGGUCAGGGAUCUCUUAGAGAGAUGAAAGAGAUAGUUCAUUAUUUUUAAAUGCUUGUUUUCAUUAUAAUUUGCACAGCUGCACAGAGGAGAUAAUGCAGGCACUCUCCGUUUUUAAAAAUAAGUUCUAGUGACUUCAUUUGGAAACCACAGUAACAAAAUCAGCCCACCAAUCAAAUAGCAAAGCCAGUGGUUAUUAACCAGGCUGCAGACCCAUACCUGCUGGCCUACAUCCUAAUGGAAUGAGGCUCUUAACCCAACACCAUUAUGUUUUUCCCCUAAAUAAAACACUGGACUGUUUCCUGUUUACUUCGUUGAUUGCAACUACAAAGACAGGCUCAAAGCAAAGCACAAUCCCAGAGCUUAUACUCAAGAAUUUUGUUGAGAAGUCUAGGACUAUGUGGGAGACAGGCCUGUGGAGCACGUGGUCCCCAAGAAAACCCCACCAUGAGCUGGCCCUUUGGGUGAGAAUGCUGCAUCUUUCUAAAUAGCUUUCAUGAUAAGAUUGAGGAUUGGAUUUUCCUUUUCAGAAUGCACUUUGCUUUUUUUGUAUGUUUUGUUAUGUUGAGAUGUUUCUAAAGAAAAGAUUUUAUGUAAUUAUAAGAUGAAGUGUAGUGAAUUGUACAGCUGUUGUAAUAAUGACCUAUUUCUAUAUAAAAUAAAAUUGUAUGGGUUAUGUGUAAAUUAUUUUAUAUCCGAGACACCAGUUCCUUUCCCAAAUAUAAAAGUUUUCUUGUGUUUUUCUGUGACUGGACAUUUUGUAAUAAAUUAACAAAUUUGUACAA